GAUCUAAACCAACAUGGCUGCGGGCGGCUUUUGCUGCGUGUGGACAGUCCUGCGUGUGUAGAAUUAAUUGAUCAUGAGCGCUGUUGAGCUGGAAGGUCUGGCAUAUUUGUCUUUCUUUGAUGAUGGCUCCUGGUUUCAGGGAACACUUCUAACAAAGGAUAAAAAGCAAUAUGGAGUCAUGGGAGAAACAUGUGGUCCACCAGAGGAAGGAUUUGCUGAAUGUUGUUUUGAUGAUGAGCCAUUAUUUUACGUGAUCACCAUUAUUGAUCAUGAAGUAAAUAAAGAUAUGGUGUUCAAACAUGUUAUGAAGACUGGUGGUGAUAACUGCACACUUGUGUCAAAUGAAAUUGACUUUGAAACUGAAGAACUCCUAGUUGGGAGCAAGGCUGAAAGCCAUGUUAGCAAGUAUUGCCGAUCGGAGUUGAAAGGGAAGGAGUGUAUUGUUUGUUCAGGACACAUGACAAUUCACGCCAGUGAUGAGUCGGACUAAAUAUAUCAGUACUUGUAUGUUGGUUUAUGUACUGAAGGCCAGUUUGUAACAAAGUUCAACUCACGCCCACACUGUAUCCUUCGACAUGGGUCACGGAAACAACGCUUAUUAUUGUAAUACAGAAUUGUUGCCGCGCAAAUAAUGGGUCUAGACUCGUUCAAAUGUCCUAUCCGAUUUUCAGACGAGGAGAUAAGAGCCGUUUCUUUGGCGCAUUCUUGUUGGUCCGUGUUGAACUACAUGAAGGCAUUGUAAAACUUGGCUACAACCCGGACUGCUUGAUUUUAAGUCCAGUGGGUCAUAACGCCUCCCUGGAGCUAAACAGAAUCAAAAUUUAUAUAUGUCAACAACAAUCAAGGUGCGGUAUCCAAUUCAGGACAAUAGGCCAAUCCCGAGUUACCUUGCACCUCUGUUUCAAAAUGAGUCUUUGUGCAAAACCUUUCAUAUGAAAAUGAGUUUGAUUUGCAUGAAAAUGAACCUGUCGGGGAAACACAUUUACAUAUGAAUGGUUUUACACGAAGACUCGUUUUGACACAGAG
This is a messenger RNA of Orbicella faveolata, 1026 nucleotides long. RefSeq lists its product as uncharacterized. Lineage: Eukaryota; Metazoa; Cnidaria; Anthozoa; Scleractinia; Merulinidae. The record is from RefSeq and is a predicted model, not a curated record.